CGCCGCGCUCCCUCCUCCAAAAAGGCCCCGCCCCACUCCUCCCUCGGCUUGAUUCACCGCUCCCCCUCCACCUCCACCCGGACCCGCAAGAUCCCGACCCGCCGCGGCCCCCGCUCCUCGAUCGAUUGAUAUCAGACGCGGCCGGGUGGGCGGAAGAAGGCGGCGGCGGCGGCGAUGAGCGCGGUGAACAUCACCAACGUGGCGGUGCUGGACAACCCCACCGCCUUCCUCAACCCCUUCCAGUUCGAGAUCUCCUACGAGUGCCUCGUCCCGCUCGACGACGAUCUGGAAUGGAAGCUCACAUAUGUUGGAUCAGCUGAAGAUGAAACCUAUGAUCAACAACUUGAGAGCGUGCUUGUUGGACCUGUCAAUGUUGGGACCUACCGUUUCGUCUUCCAGGCUGACCCACCGGACCCUUUAAAGAUCCGCGAAGAAGACAUCAUUGGUGUCACUGUGCUGCUGUUGACAUGCUCCUACGUGGGUCAGGAGUUCAUGAGGGUUGGUUAUUAUGUGAACAAUGAUUACGAUGAGGAGCAGCUGAGAGAAGAGCCCCCGGCAAAGCUAUUACUUGACAGGGUGCAGAGAAACAUUCUGGCUGACAAGCCCCGUGUCACCAAGUUCCCAAUCAACUUCCACCCUGAACCUGCCACGAGCUCAGAACAGCCGCAACAGGAUGCAGAACAGCAGCAGCAGCCGACUUCACCGGAACCACAGACGGCUCCAGUAGAGCCACAUAUGGCGCCACUAGAGAAUGUCCCCAUUGCCGCCGACCAAUGAUCAGAGUUGGGGUGCUAACGGUCUGUUCUCCAUGCCUUCUAUGGUGUCUUAAUGUUACGAAUCGAGAGUGGUGGUUCUGCAUUGUACUGGUCUGUUGUUUAGGUUUCACUAUCUGUUCUGUGGCAAAUGUUGGGUGUCUAGCUAUUUCUUGAUAAAGAGUACUUCUGCCUA
Aegilops tauschii subsp. strangulata is the source of this 948-nucleotide messenger RNA. RefSeq names its product probable histone chaperone ASF1A. Gene Ontology annotation, molecular function: histone binding. NCBI's taxonomy places the organism in Eukaryota, Viridiplantae, Streptophyta, Magnoliopsida, Poales, Poaceae. Gene Ontology annotation, cellular component: nucleus; chromatin. Gene Ontology annotation, biological process: DNA replication-dependent chromatin assembly. The record is from RefSeq and is a predicted model, not a curated record.